AUGUUCUCACGGGGUCUCCCGGGUUCUCCAGGGUUCUCACAGGCGGGCAGGAAGGCGGUCCGCGCCGUUCUCUGGGUUUCGGCCGACGGGCUGCGAGUCGUCGACGACAAGACCAAGGACCUGAUCCUGGACCAGACGAUAGAGAAGGUCUCGUUCUGCGCCCCCGACAGGAACUUUGAGAAAGCGUUCUCCUACAUCUGCCGGGACGGAACCACGCGGCGCUGGAUCUGCCACUGCUUCAUGGCCGUCAAGGACUCGGGCGAGCGCCUCAGCCACGCCGUGGGCUGCGCCUUCGCCGCCUGUCUGGAGAGGAAGCAGAAGCGGGAGAAGGAGUGCGGCGUCACGGCGACCUUCGACGCCAACAGGACCACCUUCACCCGCGAGGGCUCGUUCCGCGUCACCACGGCAACGGAGGCGGCAGAGCGGGAGGAAGUGAUGAGACAGCUGCAGGACGCCAAGACCGACGGCGAAGUGAAGGCUGCUGGGAGCUCCCAGCUGGCCGGGGGCUGUCCGUCCCCCUCGCCGUCCCCGCCGCCGUCCGCCGCCGCUCUGGGCCCGCAGGCCAUCCCCCGGAGACACGCCCCGGCCGAGGCCCUGGCCCGGCAGGGCUCCUUCAGGGGCUUCCCGGUCCUCAGCCAGAAGACGUCUCCUUUCAAGCGACAGCUGUCGCUGCGCAUGAAUGAGCUGCCAUCCACCGUGCAGCGCAAGUCCGACUUCCCCAUCCAGACCGCAGUCCCCGAGGUGGAUGGAGAGGGGGACAGCAUCAGCGCCCUGUGCACACAGAUCACCACGGCCUUCAGCGGACCCCCGGAGGACCCCUUCUCCUCCGCCCCCAUGCCCAGACCGGCUUCCUCCCCUCAGUCUCCUGUAGCACCAGAGCUAGCUUGUUCUAGCAUCUUUCUCUUCUCUGCUGCAGUGAAUGGCUCCACCCCCGCUAACCCCCCCGCCCCGCCCCCCGCCCUGCCUACCCGAGACACUAACCCCUGGUCCAAGAACCCGGCAGGAGCCUCGGCCGCAGGCCUUCCAGGAGGCGAGUGGCCGGCCCCCCCCCCGGUGAUCGUCGUCCCCCCCUCCUCCUCUCCGGUGCUGCCGUCACACAAGCGGACGCCGUCAGAAGCCGACCGCUGGUUAGAGGAAGUCACCAAGUCUGUCCGGGCCCCCCAGCCCGGUCCCGUGGCAGCCCCGGCCCCGGCCCCGGCCCCGGCCCCGGUCCCGGUCCCGACCCCGACCCCGGCCCCGGCCCCGACCCCGGCCUCGGCCCCAGUCCCGGCCCCGGCCAGGCCGUUCGCCCCCCCGGUGCAGAUGCCCGUGGCGCCGGCUCCUCCCGGUCCGCCGUCCGUCCCGGUGCCGGUGUUGCCCCCCCGCCAGGCGGCCUGCUACCCGAUGUCCAACGGCCUGCCGCUCGCCGGCGCACCGCUGUUUGGAAUCACUCCGUCGCAGAUGGUGGCCAACGCCUUCGGCUCGGCCGCGCAGCCGCCGCCGUUCGCCCCCGCCCCCGCGGGCCCCUUCACCGCCCCCGCCCCUGCCCCCGCCGCCGCAGGCCCGUUCGCCACCCCCGCCCCCGCGGGCCCCUUCACCGCCCCCGCCCCUGCCCCCGCCGCCGCAGGCCCGUUCGCCGCCCCCGCCGCCGCAGGCCCGUUCGCCGCCCCUGCCCCCGCGGGCCCGUUCGCCGCCCCCGCGGGCCCGUUCGUCAAGCCCCCGCCGCCCGCCGCACUCCGGCCCGCCAACGGCAGCGCCGCCUUCAACGGGGCGGAGGGCUGGGCCGCGUCCUCCUCCCCCUCCCCCCGGCCCCCCCAGCACCCGCAGGAAGAUGCCUUUGAGGCCCAGUGGGCGGCGCUGGAGGGCCGCUCGCGGCAGCACGCCUCGCCCUCCCCCACAAACCCCUUCUCCUCCGAGCUGCACAAGACCUUCGAGAUCCAGCUCUGAGGACCGGCGGCGGCGGGCGGCGUGGAAGGGCGGGGCCGAGGGGCUGGAGGGGCGGGGCGGAGCACCCUGAGGCUCCACCCCCCCCCCUCCUGCCAGCUUCCUCUCAGCCCCCCCCGGGAGCCGUCAGCCUGGCUGCAGGUCUCCUGAAUCGAGCUGAACAGACGAUGCCAAAAUCUUUAUUUUUAUGCAUUAAUUCUAUUUUAAAUAGCUCCGAUCUAACAGAAGAGAAGUGGCACAGCGCCACACAGAGGAUAUAUAUGGUAUGACGCCAGAGAUUUAGUGAAGGGACAGCUGCUUUAUUUUAUUGUUCAUUCUUUUUUAUUCUGAUUGUUUUUGAAGACAAACGUCCGUCUGAUUGAAGCGUCUCACUGUAAAUACGUUCAUUGCAGCAACAAUCAAGGUGUAGCUGAGCAGAGCUCUCCAGCUGGAGCUGACGGAGGCUCCUCCUCCUGCUGGGCGGAGCUGUCCAGCUGGGGCUGACGGAGGCUCCUCCUCCUGCUGGGCGGAGCUGUCCAGCUGGAGCUGACGGAGGCUCCUCCUCCU
Messenger RNA from Salarias fasciatus (jewelled blenny), 2469 nucleotides. It is a transcript of the gene numb, whose product is annotated as NUMB endocytic adaptor protein. Gene Ontology annotation, cellular component: cytoplasmic vesicle; basolateral plasma membrane; cytoplasm. Bases 1 to 1926 code for a protein of 641 amino acids. The record is from RefSeq and is a predicted model, not a curated record. The transcript has 8 exons. Gene Ontology annotation, biological process: positive regulation of neurogenesis. NCBI's taxonomy places the organism in Eukaryota, Metazoa, Chordata, Actinopteri, Blenniiformes, Blenniidae.